This is a messenger RNA of Trichobilharzia szidati, 1512 nucleotides long. NCBI's taxonomy places the organism in Eukaryota, Metazoa, Platyhelminthes, Trematoda, Strigeidida, Schistosomatidae. The record is from the annotation of a GenBank genome assembly.
UGCAACGGUACGUCAAGUUCUGUUUGCCAAUCCAAAUCGGGUGUUUCUAAAUAAGUGUACAUAUGUUUCGAAGUUUCAGUUAAAUAGUAAAUUUUUAAUUGAUUGUUUUUGCUCUGUUGAGUAUUAGUUGGCAAGAAAAGUAGCACAUAUGCUGACUGACUUCCUUAUAACAAUAUUAUUUUAGAGACCUUAUGUGUGCCCUUUUGCUGCUCGUAAUCGGCGCUUUACGGAUGCUGAUUUGCUAUCUUCAGGUCGCAAGUGGAUCCCUGUAGCAUGCGCCUGCCUUUUGCAUAUUUCAGGACAAGAUGGUUUGUUUCUCUCUCGCAGACCUUGGCAUAUGCGAUCUUAUCCAGGAGUUUGGGUACCACCCGGUGGUCACUGUGAGGCUGGCGAACCCAUACAGGAUACUGCUUUUCGUGAGCUAACAGAGGAAUUGGGUCUACACACAGAUUUUCGUAGUGAAUGUAGAAUUGAGCCGCUCUGUGCUUGGGAGGCUGCUUAUCCAUCUCGUUCUGAUACGAUAGCUGGGAAAAGUGCCAUUAUCCCGAAAUCUCACCAUAUGGUCAUAUAUUACUCAGUCAAAUGGUCUACUUCCAAGUCAAAUUCAACUUUUAAAGAUAAUCGCUUGUGUCUACCACACUUUGCUUUAGAAGCUGAUGAAGUAUCUGCAGUUGUUUGGCUUCCAAGAUCUGUCCUUACUAAAUUGAAUGAAGACUGGCUAGCAUUCGAAAAAUAUUUCCAAAAUCAACCUACAACUAGUCCUUCGAAGUAUGCUUAUCCGGAGUUGUCAACUAUGCCGACCACUAUCGAAAUUGAUAAGGACCAAACACCGAUUUGACCAAUCUCAUGACUGAAUGACUCGUUUCAACGUAAAACUUUGCACAAAUAUCCAGCAGUUCGAGUUGCCACCCUCCAUGUAGCACACAGCAAGAGAAGAGAAUAAAGGGAGAUAAUAAACAGAAGUGUGAGAGAAAAAGAACAGUGAUAUGGAAGGACAAUAGAAUUUUAUUGGACAUUAUAAAUCACAAAGAGUACUGGAGUAUAAAUUCCACAGAAUGGCAAUCGAUACCUGUAAAUCAACUUAUAUGUGGAUUGACAUCAAGUCGAAAUCCGUCUAUUUCUUCUGAACACAUUGUAAAAUCUGAAUCUCAUUGUCAACCUAGUGGUGUAACUCUGGGAACAUUGUAUGCUAUAAACUGUUGGCUUUCAUCAACUUCUUCCACAUAGACUAUUUUUCAACACUUCUUACGGGAUUACGCUUUAUAAAUUUCGUUUACGAAUUUUUUUUUUUGUUAAAAAAACAUUCCCCCAAAAGACUGUUCAUGUGUUGACCCCUUUAACAACAUUUAUUUUUAGUUUUUUCCACACUACAUAUCUUAUCGACAUUGAAUUCCGAUAUUUAUUCUAUGACCAAUCAUGACCUACUUUCCCUAACCAAUCGUUUCUUUUAUUUUAGUAUGUUUUAUAGCGACAACAGGGGAACCUUAUAAAAUCUGAGAAUAUAUAUAUAUA